Molecule: messenger RNA, 988 nt
Organism: Pogonomyrmex barbatus (red harvester ant)
Lineage: Eukaryota; Metazoa; Arthropoda; Insecta; Hymenoptera; Formicidae
Gene: Der-1
Product: derlin 1
Source: RefSeq, a predicted model, not a curated record
UAUAUGUGUGUGUAUGUUGUUUUACGUGGUAUAACCUGAACGCCUAUGCUGUACGUACACGUAACCUGAAAAAGACUUAUCGUGGAUGUACUUUGGCAGUAUACUCACACGUCAUUAUUUCGCGAUUGUUAACCGUGAUUCGCGAUUAAUUGUGUAGCAGCACAAGAACUGCAUAGAGACUGUGUAAAAUGUCAGAUGUGAGAGACUGGUUCAAUUCCUUACCGAUAUUCACGAGAUAUUGGUUAUUAUGUACCGCGGUUUUGACGUUAGUCGGCAGAUUUGGACUUCUGAGCCCGCAUUUAUUAGUGUUGUGGCCCGAUCGAUUUUUUAAUAAUUUCGAAAUCUGGCGGGCAGUAACAUGCGUCUUCUAUUAUCCUCUCAGUCAAGGCACUGGCUUUCAUUUCCUGAUCAAUUGCUAUUUCUUGUACAAUUACUCGUUAAGAUUAGAACGAGGAGAGUAUGAUGGGAAGCCCGCGGAUUAUUGCUUCCUCCUCUUAUUUAAUUGGAUAUGUUGUGUUAUCAUUGGGCUUAUCGGCGACUUUCCUCUGCUCAUGGAUCCUAUGGUGCUCAGCGUGUUGUAUGUCUGGUGUCAACUAAAUAAAGAUGCCAUUGUAAACUUCUGGUUUGGUACACAAUUUAAAGCUAUGUAUCUGCCUUGGGUUUUGUUUGGAUUUAACUUGAUCAUCUCCGGUGGUGGAAUGAUGGAAUUGUUUGGAAUUUUAGUAGGACACUUAUAUGUUUUCUUAAAAUUCAAGUAUCCUCAAGAACUUGGUGGUCCAGAAUUACUUAAUACACCUAAGAUACUUGAAAGUUAUUUUCCACCCCAAAGAGGUGGAAUUCGAUCAUUUGGAAGCGCACCUAUUUAUAGACCAGCAGAACAAAAUGCACAAGGCAGAAAUAUAUUUGGUGGACAUAAUUGGGGAAGAGGUCAUGUACUGGGCCAAUAAUUAAGAAAAUUAAAAAACUUAUAAAUUUAUUGAAUAUGAAA